UUUUCUCUCCAAUGAAAGACACGAUCCUCUCUCUUUCAUAUAAUCAUCAUAUUCAUUUCUCUCCCUUUUCUCUUCUUCCUUUGUACUCUUUCUUUUUUCUCUCUCUUUUCUUUGCUCCUCUUCUUCUUCGAUCCUUCAUCCUUUCAUCAUUGAUUCUGAUCAUUUUCGGUUUCUCUUUCUGAGUUGAUUUUGGAAUUGUUCCUCGUAUGUUAUUUUGAUCUCUGAUACUCACAAGUUGCAAGCUCUUGUUUUGAUGAUAACAAGGAUUAACUUGCAACAACAAUUUUCUACGUUAUGGAUCAAAUGACGGAUUCAGAUAUGGAUCAACAGCGGCAAGGCUAUUUUCAUUCUGAACCUUGUGUUGUUUUGAGAGGCCCCAGCGUCGGACAUCCUAACAUCCGCUCGGUGGUGACUUCAGGGAACACUGCUAUUGUUGAUUCUCAUUAUCUACCAGACGCUUAUGACAAUGCUAGGGUCUACGGUGUUUCACAAUACAAUGGUAUUCAGCCUCAACAUAAUCUUGAUAUGAGCGUUGCAACCGCAGGCAACAUAUAUUAUUCUGGGAUGAAUCCUUCUUCAAGUACCGGUGUUUUCCCUCUGCCUAUAAAUCACCGAGCUAUUGAUCAGUUGCCGGGUUCAAGCACAUUUGCAAUUUCCGGAGUUUCCUUAGAUAACUUCGGAAGAAGCGCUGGUUUCAUGGACGAUGGUAGAGGUCCGUACAAAAGGAAAGUUGCUGACGGGAUUAGAGGAAGUCACCAACAACAUUUUAACGCUUCGGCUAGUUCAUCUAUUGCUCCUCCUAAUGCUAGACACGCUGAUGGGGUUACUAUGAUGGAUACUGCGCCAUUGCCAUUCCAUGUUCCUCCGCUCAUUGGAGUAGGACCACAUGGCAACGCAUGGGGAAGAUCAGGUGAGUCUAUUAUGGUGCAUGACCAUAACCAUUUGAUUCAUGGAAACUAUUUGGGGCAACACUUUCCGCCAGCUGCACCUCCUUGGUUGGAACAACAAGUGAAUAGUAAUAGCAAUGAUGGCCACACUACAGCCUGGAAUCAGCCUAUUCCAAUGCCUUAUGUACAGGCACCGAACAUGAAUGGCAGUUCAUUAGAGAGUGCAAGUAUGGGUUUGCAGAGGUAUCACGACACAGCUGGUAACCGAAAUGUCCUCAGGUUUCCUCCUCCUCCUCCACCUCUCAACCAACAGCACCAUACUUAUCAUCAUCCAACACUUCCAAUGCAAGGAGUAAGAGGUCACAAUAUGACCUUUCACCCUCCGGUAGCUGCAGCUUCAUUUCGAGUUCCUAUCCCUCCACCGACUGGUUUUGAGGCAGGUCCUAGGCAUAUUAUCCCAGCACCAUCAACAGGCUUCCGGAUUUACCGACCUCAUAGGCUCAUGCCGGAGACAGCUCUCGGACAUCGAAGUCUUCCUCCCAUGGGCUUCCUCCAAGUUGAUGAUGUUGCUUUAAUUGAUGAAGUCGGAAAUCUGAUUGAUCACCACCGAGAUAUGCGCUUAGACAUAGAGGACAUGUCUUAUGAGGAUCUUCUUGCGUUGGGCGAGAGGAUUGGCAGUGUAAGCACUGGUUUAUCCGAGGAAACAAUUGCGACUCUACUAAAGACGAAAGUUUAUUCACCGAAAGCCGCCACUAUUAAUCUCGAAGAGGCAGCUUCUGACGAUCAGGAAACUGAUUCCUGCAUAAUAUGUCAAGACGAAUUUAAGAACCAAGAGAAGAUUGGAAUUCUUCGAUGUGAGCAUGAGUAUCACGUGGAUUGUUUAACAAAAUGGUUGCUGGUGAAAAACGUGUGUCCGAUAUGCAAAUCAGAAGCUUUGGCUCCUGCAAGGAGGGAAGAUGCAUAGGAAAAGGAAUCUCCAUGAAAAUCCCUUUUCUUUCUGCCUAUAUAUCCUUCUUGGAUAAUUUAUUUUUGGACAGAAUUCAUCAUAUUUUGUUAUGUAAUGUAAUUUGUAUAUGUACUUGCACAUAAUAUAGACAGUUCAUACUGCCCAACUUAAUUAUUCUGGGCACCAGAACUUUGUAUCUAUCAACUUGUACAGACGUUGUUCUGUUGGAUGUAUUUACUUCAGGUAAUUAUAUCGCUACUUUUUUUUCCCCA
Cicer arietinum (chickpea) is the source of this 2105-nucleotide messenger RNA. Its product is annotated as probable E3 ubiquitin-protein ligase ZFP1. Gene Ontology annotation, molecular function: ubiquitin protein ligase activity. Gene Ontology annotation, cellular component: nucleus. Lineage: Eukaryota; Viridiplantae; Streptophyta; Magnoliopsida; Fabales; Fabaceae. The record is from RefSeq and is a predicted model, not a curated record.